UACAUGUUCGAUUAUACAAUAAUUAGUUAACAAUAAAAGUGUUUUUUCCAACCUUGCUGAUGAAAAAGUAUUAAUAAUUACAUUAAUGAUACUCUUCAAACAGUUUUAAGAAUCUAAACUAUUAUUUCUUCUUGGUAGUCGGCAAACAAUUUAACAAAUGGCUUUUAAUUUCAUAAGGAAUACCCUGAACCGAAAGGGGUUAACUAAACUGUUGUUUCAAGAUGCAAGAAAAAUUUCGGUGACUACAAACAAUCCUCGUAAAAUUGAACCAUUAUUAACCUUAUUUGUCGAUAAAAGCUUAAAUAGGCCUCGCCAUGUAUUUUAUAAUAUUAGAUUAUACUCAAAUGCUUUGGAUCAAAAAAAUAUUGAUGUUUAUAGAAAUGAACAUAAUGUAACAAUUAUUGGCAAGGAUGUCCCUGAUCCUUAUACUGAUAUUGGUAGUAGCCAAUUUCCAGAUUACAUAAAAAACUUCCUCAAAGAACAAGGCUUUGAAAAACCUACUGUUAUACAAGCUCUAGGUUGGCCGAUUGCACUAAGUGGUCAGAACUUUGUGGGUAUUGCACAGACUGGAACUGGUAAAACUCUUUCAUAUCUUCUACCAGCAGUUAUGCAUGUCAAAGAAACUGAUGGUAAAAGGGGCCGAGGGCCACGAGUGCUAGUUUUAGCUCCAACAAGAGAAUUGGCCAGACAAAUUGAAGAAGUUGCUAAAGAUUUUGAAAGGUUGUUAGGUAUUAGAUGCGCUUGCAUCUAUGGUGGUGCUAACAGAAAUAAGCAGGCUGAGUUGCUGCAGUCAGGCGUAGAUAUAGUUAUCGCUACACCUGGUAGAUUGAAUGAUUUUCUUGUUAGUAAAGUCACAAAUUUGAGUAGAUGUACAUAUGUAGUAUUGGAUGAAGCUGAUCGCAUGUUGGACAUGGGUUUCGAACCUCAAAUUAGACAAGCAUUGGAAGGUGUGCCACUAGAAAGGCAGAUACUGAUGUUUUCAGCAACUUGGCCUAAAGAAGUUCAAUAUCUGGCUGAAGAUUAUUUGGGGGAAUAUGUGCAAGUCAAUGUAGGAUCCACUGAAUUGUCUGCAAAUCAUAAUAUUAAACAACAUAUUCAUAUUUGUGAACAAGAGGAAAAGUUGAACAAGUUUAAAUCGAUCAUGCAUGAUAUUUCUGGUGAUGGUUUUGGUAAAAUACUUGUGUUCACAAACACAAAGAAAUUUGUUGACAAUUUGACAAUGAUGCUAAGAAGAAACGGUUGGCCGGCAGUUGGCAUUCAUGGAGACAAAAGUCAGAUGCAGAGAGAUACAGUCAUCAAUAAGUUUAAAUUUGCCAAAACCAAUAUACUAGUUGCCACUGAUGUUGCAGCUAGAGGUCUAGAUGUGGAUGGCAUAACACAUGUUAUCAAUUUUGAUUUCCCGAAUACAUCUGAAGAUUAUAUACACCGAAUUGGGAGAACAGGUCGUCAGGAAAAUAAAGGUGUAUCUCAUACAAUACUUACAAGUGAAAAUGAAAGACAGGCAAAAAGCUUGAUUGCUGUGCUAAGGGAAGCUAACCAGGAAGUGCCCCAGGAGUUAGAAGAUAUGGCAAGGAACUAUAGCCUUUCUAAAAAUAAAGAGAAACAGCAAAACCAAUAUAAUUCUAAACGGUAUCAGAGUUGGAAUCCAAAUCGGCGAUUUAACAAGUUUCGUAGUAAUAGAUAUUAAUUAGAUUAGGCCAGCUCUGUUAUUUGUAAAUAAAUUAUGUUGUAGUU
Diatraea saccharalis (sugarcane borer) is the source of this 1734-nucleotide messenger RNA. Lineage: Eukaryota; Metazoa; Arthropoda; Insecta; Lepidoptera; Crambidae. The record is from the annotation of a GenBank genome assembly.